CACAGUACGGCCACACUGCUGCUAGCCCAGACGCUGCUUUUGUGGAAUUGUUAAUUAUUUACUUCGGCGAGCAUGCAAAUGAACCCGAGCGUCACAAUCGAGCGCAAACGCGUCGACUGCAGUGUCCUGCCAAAGGGUUGGCAGCGCGACGAGGUCCGAAAGUCCGGCAGCAGCGCCAAUAGCAACGCCAGCAGCAACAACAACAGCAGCAGUGCCACAGCCAGCAGCAACAACAACAAUAACAAGGUGGAUGUUUUCUACUACAGCAGUCCCACAGGAAAAAGGGCGGAGGGAAAGCCGCAGGACAUUGCAAUCCCUGAUUUCCAGUCUGGCAAGAUGCCACACCGCGCCCUGCCCUCGCCCUCCAUUUCACUGUACCGCUGCAGCGCCAUGCCGCUGCCCAUAGCGAGCGGGGGCGGUAAUGGGGCCACCAGCGGAUCAGCGGCCAAUGCCCUCAAGCGCAAAUUCGCUCGGAGUCAAGGAGCCAGUGCUGCAGCAGCAGCAGGAGGAGCUGCUCCCCCGGCAGCGGCCGCCUCGUCAGCAGCAACAGCAGCAUCAGCAUCUGCUUCACCAUCAACGGCCAAUCGCCAGCAGCAACAGAUCGAACUCAGCCGAGCCCUGCGCACAGAUGUCUCCCUGGUACCGCCCAUUCGACAGACUGCCUCGAUCUUCAAGCAACCGGUGACGGUGAUUCGCAACCACAAGCAGGAUCCCGCCAAAGCGAAGAAUGAUCCCAAGCAUGGCACCCGGGAGAAGCCGAAACAGCUGUUCUGGGAGAAGCGACUGGAACGACUACGCGCCUGCCACGACAGCGGCGAGGAGCUAGACGACAUUUCACUGCCCAAGACCAUACGCACCGUUGGCCCCAAUGUCAACGAACAGACCGUCCUCCAGUCGGUGGCCACGGCGCUGCAUAUGCUCAACGCCGGUGUACACGGCCAGAGUUCUACGAAGGCUGAUUUGACCAAGAAUGCCAUGGCGUUUAUGAAUCCUGAACAGCCGCUCAUGCACGCGGUGAUCAUUUCGGAGGACGACAUACGCAAACAGGAGGAUAGGGUUGGAGUGGCGCGGCGAAAGCUGCAGGAUGCACUCAAGACAUGAGUUCAAUGGUUACCCCUCAUGCAUCUACCAAUUCCAUUGUAGGCUCUAACAUCUCUAUCGUAUUGACCCCUAUUCGAAAUCUACAUUUAAGACUAGUGUGUAAUAAACCAAAUCCAACUCCAAUCGA
Molecule: messenger RNA, 1228 nt
Organism: Drosophila mauritiana
Lineage: Eukaryota; Metazoa; Arthropoda; Insecta; Diptera; Drosophilidae
Gene: MBD-like
Product: methyl-CpG-binding domain protein 3
Exons: 3
Coding region: 73-1101 (342 amino acids)
Molecular function (GO): DNA binding
Source: RefSeq, a predicted model, not a curated record